CCACGUUGAUGACUUCCUUAAAGGGAACAGAUGCUUUGUUUUCUAAGGCUUUUCCUGGAUAUUUUUCCAGCCUCACCAAAGCUGCUUGGAAUUGUUUCGUCCUUGCUAUUAGCAUCUGCUGGCAUCCUUCCUGUCGGCGCUGGGGGAGGAUAACCCAAAUUUUCCCACAUCUGUGCAAAAUGAGUGAGCUCUGAGAGCUCUCUGUUCCCACGUAACCUACCCCCCUCCCUGAGAUUAAACACACCCCAUCUCCUGCUUUAUUUUUUUGCCUUUUGGGGCUCCUGGAGUGUUUUAGAGGUGGUGCAGUGGCAGGGACUGCCCACCGGCAAAGCGCAGCAUGGCUCAAUGCAGCGGAGCUGGGAUGGAGGUGCAGGAGGUGGGUAGGAGUUGCCUUGGUAACAUUUACGCUGCUGCGGGUACAUUUUUGGUGUCUUAAACAGAAGAUACAGUCCUGGAUUCACGGGAGGAUGAGGGUUAUUCAGAGUCCCCAGACCUGGAGUUUGAAUAUGCAGAUACUGACAAAUGGGCAGCAGAGCUCUCUGAGCUGUACAGCUACACAGAAGGGCCAGAGUUCCUGCUCAACCGCAAGUGCUUUGAGGAAGACUUCAGGAUCCACGUGCGGGACAAGAAAUGGACCGAGCUGGACAAAAACCAGCACCGUACCCACGCCAUGCGCCUUCUUGAUGGGCUGGAGGUCACUGCACGGGAGAAGAGGCUGAAGGUUGCCCGAGCCAUCCUUUACGUUGCCCAAGGCACCUUUGGGGAAUGCGGCUCCGAGGCUGAGGUGCAGGCUUGGAUGAGGUAUAACAUCUUCCUCUUGCUGGAAGUGGGAACAUUCAACGCUUUGGUGGAGCUGCUGAACAUGGAGAUUGAUAACAGCGCAGCAUGCAGCAGCGCCGUGAGAAAGCCGGCCAUCUCCCUGGCUGACAGCACGGACCUGAGGGUGCUGCUCAACAUCAUGUAUCUGAUCGUGGAGACUGUUCGUCAGGAAGCCGAGGGGGACAAACCCGAGUGGAAGAGCACGAGACAGACCUUCCGAGCAGAGCUGGGAGCCCCCCUGUACAACAACGAGCCCUUCUCCGUCAUGCUCUUUGGGAUGGUGACCAAAUUCUGCAGCGGCCAUGCUCCUCACUUCCCCAUGAAGAAGGUGCUGCUCUUGCUGUGGAAGACUGUGCUGUGCACCCUGGGGGGCUUCGAGGAGCUCCAGAGCAUGAAGGCAGAGAAGCGGGAGAUUCUGGGCCUCCCGCCGCUCCCGGAGGACAGCAUUAAAGUGAUCCGCAACAUGCGAGCUGCCUCCCCGCCCGCGUCUGCCUCCGAUCUGAUCGAGCAGCAGCAGAAGCGAGGCCGGCGGGAGCACAAGGCCCUGAUUAAGCAGGAUAACCUUGAUGCCUUCAACGAGCGGGACCCUUACAAAGCUGACGACUCCCGUGAGGAAGAGGAGGAAAAUGAUGAUGAUAACAGCCUGGAGGGAGAGACCUUCCCCCUUGAAAGGGAUGAAGUGAUGCCUCCACCCACCCAGCAUCCCCCCAGCGACCGCAUCACCUGCCCCAAGGGGCUGCCCUGGGCCCCCAAGGUCCGAGAAAAGGACAUUGAGAUGUUUCUGGAGUCCAGCCGCAGCAAAUUCAUUGGCUACACGCUGGGCAGUGACACCAACACCGUGGUGGGCUUGCCCAGGCCCAUCCACGAGAGCAUCCGAACCCUGAAGCUGCACAAGUACACGUCGAUCGCAGAGGUGCAAGUGCACAUGGAGGACGAGUACCUGCGCUCUCCGCUCUCUGGGGGGGAAGAAGAAGUGGAGCAAGUCCCUGCGGAGAUCCUGUACCAGGGCCUCCUACCAAGCCUGCCGCAGUACAUGAUCGCUCUGCUGAAGAUCCUCCUUGCUGCAGCCCCCACUUCCAAAGCCAAGACAGACUCCAUCAACAUUCUGGCGGAUGUCUUGCCAGAGGAGAUGCCGACCACAGUGCUGCAGAGCAUGAAGCUGGGAGUGGAUGUCAAUCGGCACAAGGAAAUCAUCGUUAAAGCCAUUUCUGCAGUGCUGCUCCUCCUGCUCAAGCACUUCAAGCUGAAUCACAUCUACCAGUUUGAGUACAUGGCCCAACAUCUGGUCUUUGCCAACUGCAUCCCGCUCAUCCUGAAGUUCUUCAACCAGAACAUCAUGUCCUACAUCACUGCCAAGAACAGCAUUUCCGUCCUGGACUACCCAUACUGCGUGGUGCAUGAGCUGCCGGAGCUGACAGCAGAGAGCCUGGAAGCUGGAGACAACAACCAGUUCUGCUGGAGAAACCUCUUCUCCUGCAUAAACCUCCUGCGCAUCCUGAACAAGCUGACCAAGUGGAAGCACUCCCGCACCAUGAUGCUGGUGGUGUUCAAGUCAGCACCCAUCCUGAAGCGGGCGCUGAAGGUGAAGCAGGCCAUGAUGCAGCUCUACGUGCUGAAGCUGCUCAAGGUACAGACCAAGUACCUGGGCCGGCAGUGGAGGAAGAGCAACAUGAAGACCAUGUCAGCCAUCUACCAGAAAGUGCGGCACCGUCUCAAUGACGACUGGGCUUACGGCAACGACCUGGACGCCCGUCCCUGGGACUUCCAGGCGGAGGAGUGCGCCCUGCGUGCCAGCAUCGAGCGCUUCAACUCGCGUCGUUACGACCGGGCGCACAGCAACCCCGAUUUUCUGCCUGUGGACAACUGCCUGCAGAGUGUGCUGGGCCAGCGCGUGGAUCUGCCCGAGGAUUUCCAGGUCAACUACGACCUGUGGCUGGAGCGGGAGGUCUUCUCCCGACCCAUCUCCUGGGAGGAGCUGCUGCAGUGACAUGAUGGGAAGGCAGGAUGGGGGUGCUUUGGGGAGAUCUCGAGGCUGGCCUGCUGCCAAGGGGCAGGGGGAACGAGGAUUUCAGGAGGCCUAUGGGUGCCUGGAUCCCCUGUGGUGGGCUCAGGAAGAGGUGGGGGCUGCGGUGUCCUCGCCCAGAUGCCAUCCUGCUGCUCUGCCUCCUUCCAGGCUGUGCCAGGCUCAACCUCGAGCUGAGGGUGAGGGUUUGGUGGAGACCACGGUGCCCUUGGGAGUCUCCUGUUGGGUGGGGGGGACCUGUGUGCACCCCUGGUUGAUGCUUUUGGAGGCAGCGCUGCCAUCCUCCUCCUGCUGCCUGACAAGCUAGGGCUGAGAAGGGGGAGCAGCCGGCAAAGCGGGGUGUUGGGCGCUGCUGUGGCAGGAAAACAGCCUGUCCCCCUGCCCGUAGCCUGCCUGGGGAUGUGGUGGCGGGGUUGGGGAUGCUGGGAGGGCGAUGGUGGGGAGGUUUAGGGGCUGUCCUCUCACCGACGGGCUGGGGAGGGCUGGAGGCUGCAGUCUUCCCUCGCCCCGCUGGGUGGGGUGGAUGAGCUGUACAGAUACAUAUAUAUAUAUAUAUAUACAUACAUCUAUUUCCUGGUAUCUCUGAGCCGAGCGUGUUUGGGCUCUGUCUGUAUCCCUGUCCCUCCUGUCCCGGGUGGAUCCAGCGAUGAGGCUGAGCUCGUGCCUGGGGUUCGUUGUCUCGUGUCCUUGACCCCACUCCUCAAGUCCCCUUGGCGUAGGUUAUCUGUCACCGAAAGAUUUAAUAUUUAUUUCUCUUUCAACCACAUGGUGACCUCAGGGGGCUGUGGGCAGGAGCUGGCAGGUUCAGGCAGGCAUUUGCCUGUCCCCUUCCCUGAACCCUCCCGAGUUCUGCCCUGGCAUUUCUGACACCGGCAUUGUGGUGUCACUGGGAUUUCUUUCUCCCUGGGGCAUCCAACCCACCAUCCCCAAAGCCUGCCCUUGGCAGAGCUCACCCUUCCACCUUGCUGUGCCUCAGUUUCCCUGGCAGAGAGGCAGCAGCAGCCCCAGCCAGCUCAGGUGGGUGGAAUCCAGAGAGAUUCACCCGGUUUGAGGGGGCAGAGGCAGGGCACGGGCAGAGGAGGCUGUUUGCUGCCUGUGGGCAGCGGGAGGCUGGGGCAGCCCUGGUUUACUCCCUGUCUCAUCGGUGCUGAGCACUGGGAUGGGUGGGGACACGGAGCCAGAGCCCAGCGAUCCCCUCCAAGGUACUGCACAGAUCAGGGGGCUGGGUCCUGAGCAGGAUCUGGCCAGGGGGUGCAUUGCAAUGGGUGACAUACGUAUUUGCAAAGUGGGCUGAGCCCCCCUGCAGGGUGCUUUCCUUCCACCUAGGGUGCCCCUAGCACCCACCCCAUCACCCAAAACCCAGUCCUGGUGCAGGAGCUGGCCUGGGGAGCCUGGCAGGAUGCUCGCAGAUGAGGUGUGAGCCGAGCUCUCCAUCACACCUCGCUCCCCUCCGCCUGCUCCAAAAUGUUCCCCAGCUGUGCCGGGCGAUCACAGACUGCGGCUUUUAUAGUGCUGCCAGAGCCAUAAAUAACUUAUUAAAAA
This is a messenger RNA of Grus americana (Whooping crane), 4384 nucleotides long. It is a transcript of the gene STRIP1, whose product is annotated as striatin interacting protein 1. Gene Ontology annotation, biological process: cytoskeleton organization. Gene Ontology annotation, cellular component: cytosol. NCBI's taxonomy places the organism in Eukaryota, Metazoa, Chordata, Aves, Gruiformes, Gruidae. The transcript has 21 exons. The record is from RefSeq and is a predicted model, not a curated record. The coding region runs from base 671 to 2806 and encodes 711 amino acids.